UAGACAUUAUGCAUUGCUUUGGCUAACGAUAGUCCUAAAUCUCAUUGUUAUUUUUAGUCUGAGAUCUCCAAUGAAAUCAAGUAAUAAUGAUCAAUUUUGCAGUAAUGUAUUGAAUGAAACAUGUAACAGUACUAGUCCAAUGUAUUUCCAGCCCAUAUGGCCUCCAGAUGCACCAUCAUGGUAUAUGCCAGUCCGCUAUAUUCUUGGUUCAAUUCAUCUCCUACUGUCAAUAUGGAUGGCUGUUUGCUACUUUGUUAAGAAUGGAAAGAACAUUUGUUGGUUUUCAAUUCCUUGUAUUCAAAGUUUCUGUUAUAAAAAGAAGAAAGGAUUAUUGCGUAGAAGGUUUCUGUAUCAAAUAACGAGUAAACUAAAUCAAACAGUCUGUUGUGGAAAGAUCUCAGCUAAUAAACCUCACCCAAAGGAGUAUUUUCAGAUACUUCUUUUUAGCUUUGAUCCACUUUAUCGUCUUUUAUUUCUGAUUCUCUCAAUAGCUGGAGUAGCAUUAAAUGGAUAUUUCUACUGUGGUUGCAUGAUUUACCCAUUCAUAAAAAGCAGUGUCCUGUCUUCUAUUCUUCGAGCUCUCAGAAAAAGCGCUUAUCAGUUAAUAAUUGUUCUCUUACUGUGCUUUGUUUGCAUUUACAUUUAUGCUGUCAUAAGUUUUGCUCUUCUUCAAAACUAUUUUUCUGAAGAAAAGGAUGAGUUUUGCUCUACCCUGUUUCAGUGUUUUGUAACUGUGUCACGUUUAGGGCUACUGCAUACACUUGGAUCGGGAUUAGAAAUACGUCCAUCAGAUGCAUAUGAGCCAAAUUUUACACUUGUCUUAUAUCGAACUGUAUAUGACAUAAUAUUUUUUGUUGUAGUCACAACACUGGGACUGAACAUAGUUAUUGCUAUACUAGUUGAUAGGUUCUCAGAGAUGAGAGAAGAAAAGGAAAAAAUUGACAAUGACAAUACAAAUAGGUGCCUUGUUUGUAGCAUUAAAAAAGACAAUUUUAAAAGAAAUGGCCAGAAUUUUGAAGACCAUAACACUAAAGAACAUAAUGUAUGGGACUACAUUCAUUUUAUGCUUUAUCUGGAUGAAAUUUACAAGAAUGAUUUCAAUGCUCUUGAAAAAUAUGUUUCACGUCAAGUAGCAAAGGAUUCUAUUGAUUUUUUUCCUAUGUUAAAGGCAAAAUCUCUACCUGACUAUAAGAAUGAAGAAUAGCCUUUUGAUUUUCUUUAAACUGUAGUGAACAUAGCUUUAGCAACAUAAUUAAUACAUUUAGGUAGUAAAGCUGCAAAACAUGUAGACUAGAGUUAUAGUUUUAUUUUUAAUUUUAAUUUGGGCUGGUCCCAGCUGUCAGUUUUAGCUACAAAAUAAUUAACAUUUUUUAAUAACAAAAAAUGCUCAGCUGACAAUGAACUGAAUAAAUGUCUUACAAAAGCUGAAGCGAGCACUGACCUUGAAUGGCUUUGAUUAUAAUAAUAACUAAUUUAAGCAAGUAAAUAAUAUUAUUGAAAGUUAAAGUAGCACUGUUGCUACAGAGCAUUGAGUUCAUUUAUUUGACAAAUAUAUCAUAGAAAAAGAAA
Messenger RNA from Amphimedon queenslandica, 1569 nucleotides. Its product is annotated as inositol 1,4,5-trisphosphate receptor type 2-like. The coding region runs from base 71 to 1204 and encodes 377 amino acids. Gene Ontology annotation, cellular component: membrane. Gene Ontology annotation, biological process: transmembrane transport; calcium ion transport. The record is from RefSeq and is a predicted model, not a curated record. NCBI's taxonomy places the organism in Eukaryota, Metazoa, Porifera, Demospongiae, Haplosclerida, Niphatidae. Gene Ontology annotation, molecular function: monoatomic ion channel activity. The transcript is spliced from 8 exons.